Messenger RNA from Racocetra persica, 240 nucleotides. The record is from the annotation of a GenBank genome assembly. Lineage: Eukaryota; Fungi; Glomeromycota; Glomeromycetes; Diversisporales; Gigasporaceae.
AUGAUUAGCUCCUAUAAAACUCUUAAUCCAACUUACGUAAUACCAACUUACUCCACAGAUGAAAUCUCUAAGUUUUCAAAUCUUCAUGGUCAGACUGAGGAAAGCUAUGCGAGUGAGACUGAUUUCACAUCAACCAUGGUACUGGAUGCCUAUGAUCCUCAACUUAACAUUCAUAAUAAUACUUACCAUCCUGUCGAUUCUCCUUUUAACGUUUAUGAAAAUGUCGAUCAUUAUCAAUCU